AAACUUUUCUCUCAGCCAAUCACAGGCUGUAUUUUGGCUCCCCAAUGAGGUUCCUUGCUGCGUUGAGCUCGGCACUUAUUUAACUUCACUAAACCUCAAAUAAUCCUCGUCCUUCGUCAAAAUGCCUCAGACGAACAAGUCAGUCAGUGCUGGCAACACAUCGGCUCAGGUCUGUGCUCCAGACCAGGGCGAGCCGCCACCUCAGCUUGCCAGGACUCUAGAGGCUGAUGAGGACCAGGGAGACCCAGAGAUCAUUAAAUCACCCAGUGACCCUAAGAAAUACAGAUACAUCCAGCUCAGUAACGGCCUGAGAGCGCUUCUCAUCUCCGACUUCAGCAGGACUCAUGAAAAAGCACACAGAGUUGACCAGAGGGAUGCUGGGGAUGAUGAGGAGGGCAGUGAAGGUGACUCAGGUGAGGGAUCGGAGGAGGAUGAGGAGGAGAACACAGAGGAGGAGCAGGAUAGCGACUUUGACGAGCUGGAUGAGGACAACGCAGUGAAGAAGAAGAGAGGGAGCUCAGAGAAGCAGGCUGCAGCUGCCCUGUGCAUCAAUGUGGGCAGCUUCAGUGACCCUGACGACCUCCCUGGCCUCGCUCACUUCCUGGAACACAUGGUGUUCAUGGGAAGUGAGAAGUAUCCGGCGGAGAACGGCUUUGACGCCUUCCUCAAGAAGCACGGUGGCAGUGACAACGCCUCCACGGACUGCGAGCGAACCAUCUUCCAAUUUGACGUGCAGAGGAAACAUUUCAAAGAGGCUCUCGACAGGUGGGCGCAGUUCUUCAUCUGUCCUCUCAUGAUUGAGGACGCUAUUGACAGGGAGGUGGAGGCGGUGGACAGCGAAUACCAGUUAGCGAGGCCUUCAGACUCGCAUCGUAAGGAGAUGCUGUUUGGUAGCUUGGCCACCCCAGGACAUCCGAUGAGCAAGUUCUGCUGGGGAAACGCUCAGACAUUAAAACAUGAGCCCAGAGAGAAAGGGAUCAACACAUACCAGCGGCUCCGAGACUUCUGGAGGAGAUAUUACUCUGCUCAUUACAUGACACUAACUGUUCAGUCUAAAGAGACCCUGGACACUCUGGAGCAGUGGGUUAAGGAGAUCUUCAUCCACAUCCCCAACAAUGCUGAACCUUCAGUCGACUUUUCUCACCUGCAGCGGCCCUUCGACACACCGGCUUUCAACAAACUGUACCAAGUGGUUCCAGUGCGGAAGGUGCAUGCUCUGACCAUCAGUUGGGCUGUCCCUCCCCAAGGGAAACACUACAGGGUGAAGCCUCUUCACUACAUCUCCUGGCUGAUUGGACAUGAGGGCAGCGGCAGCAUCUUGUCUCUGCUACGCAAGAAGUGCUGGGCUUUGGCUCUCUUUGGAGGAAACAGCGAGACAGGCUUUGACCAGAACACCACCUACUCCAUAUUCUCUGUUUCCAUCACUCUCACCGAUGAAGGCUACCAGAACUACUACCAGGUGGUUGACUUGGUGUUCCAAUACCUGAAGAUGCUGCAGACUCUGGGCCCCCAGCAGAGGAUCUACGAGGAAAUUCAGAAGAUAGAAGCCAACGAAUUCCACUAUCAGGAGCAGACGGACCCCAUUGCGUUUGUGGAGAACAUCUGUGAGAAUAUGCAGCUGUUUCCCAAGGAGGACUUCCUCACGGGAGACCAACUCAUGUUUGAAUUUGACCCAAACGUGAUUGGUGCUGCUCUAACUUUGUUGACCCCUGACAGAGCCAACCUGCUUCUGCUGUCUCCAGAACACGAAGGUCGCUGCCACCUGAGGGAGACAUGGUUUGGUACCUCUUACAGCAUAGAGGACAUCUCAGCCGAGUGGGCUCAGCGCUGGGCAGGAGAUUUUGAAGUCAGCCCUGAACUUCACCUUCCUGCUGAGAACAAAUUCAUCGCAUCCGAUUUCACUCUGCAGUUGUCUGACUGUCCUGACUCUGAGUUUCCUGUCAAGAUUGUCGACCACGAGCGAGGCUGUCUGUGGUACAAGAAAGACAACAAAUUCAAGAUCCCAAAAGCAUACAUUCGUUUCAACUUGAUCUCACCCAUGAUUCAGAAGAGUCCAGAGAAUCUGGUGCUGUUUGACCUCUUUGUGAACAUCCUGGCUCACAACCUGGCAGAGCCAGCCUACGAGGCCGAUGUAGCCCAGCUAGAAUACAAGCUGGUGGCUGGCGAGCACGGCCUGGUGGUGCGACUGAAGGGCUUCAACCACAAACUUCCACUGCUGCUGAAGCUGAUCGUGGAUCACCUGGCAGACUUCAGCACAGAGCCGGACGUUUUUGCUAUGUUUUCAGAGCAGAUGAAGAAGACAUACUUCAACAUCCUCAUCAAGCCAGAGCGCCUGGGGAAGGAUGUCCGUCUGUUGAUUCUGGAGCACGGUCGCUGGUCUGUUAUUCAGAAGUACCAGGCCAUCAUGAAGGGCUUGAACAUCCAUGACCUCAUGACCUUCGUUGUUGGACUGACAGCAGAGUUAUACACUGAGGGGCUGGUGCAGGGGAACUUCACCAGCUCGGAGUCCAAGGAAUUCCUGCACUACUUCACUGAGAAGCUGCAGUUCCAGCCUUUGCCAGCAGAGGUCCCUGUCUUGUUCCAAGUGGUGGAGCUGCCUCGGAAACAUAACCUCUGCAAGGUCAAGUCUCUCAACAAGGGGGACGCCAACUCAGAGGUCACAGUGUACUACCAGACGGGACUGAAGAAGCUGCGUGAGCAUGCCUUGAUGGAGCUGCUGGUGAUGCACAUGGAGGAGCCAUGCUUUGACUUCCUCAGAACCAAAGAGACACUCGGGUACCAGGUGUACCCCACCUGCAGGAACACCUCGGGAGUGCUGGGUUUCUCCAUCACUGUGGCAACACAGGCCACCAAGUUCAGCACUGAGUUUGUUGAGUCAAAGAUCGAGGAGUUCUUGGUGGCUUUCGGAGAGCGUCUGUCAGCUCUGAGCGAGGAGGUCUUCAGGACCCAGGUGACAGCGCUCAUCAAGCUGAAGGAGUGUGAGGACACGCACCUCGGAGAGGAAGUGGACCGCAACUGGUUUGAGGUGGUCACACAGCAGUACGUCUUUCCGCGGCUCAACAAGGAGAUCGAGGCCCUGAAAGGUUUCACACAGGAGGAGCUGGUCUCUUGGUUCCUGGAGCAUCGCAACAGCAGCAGCAGGAAGCUCAGUGUGCACGUGGUGGGAUUUGGCGUGGAGGAGAGCGACACACCAGAACAGAACACUGUCUGCACUGCGGGCAGCCUCCCCUCCUCAUCCUACGGUGAGGUCAGCGAGCUGAUCUUCCUGCCCGCCUCCUUGCCAUCGCUCCAGGAUGCCACUCUGAUUGGUGACAUCCGGGCCUUCACCUCCUCCCUCCCACUGCACCCGUACCACAAAGUCCUCUGUUAGGUGGCGCACACUCUUCAUGUUUUUGUUGGAGCACGUACAAUAACCAUGGCAACAGUUAGCGCUCUGCAUUAUUUUUAACUGUUAUUUUCUUUCAAGUGUCACACAGCUAAUUAAAGUCUUUUAAAAACAUUCUUCUU
Dunckerocampus dactyliophorus (ringed pipefish) is the source of this 3507-nucleotide messenger RNA. RefSeq names its product nardilysin-like. Gene Ontology annotation, molecular function: metal ion binding; metalloendopeptidase activity. The transcript is spliced from 31 exons. The coding region runs from base 122 to 3370 and encodes 1082 amino acids. Gene Ontology annotation, biological process: proteolysis. NCBI's taxonomy places the organism in Eukaryota, Metazoa, Chordata, Actinopteri, Syngnathiformes, Syngnathidae. The record is from RefSeq and is a predicted model, not a curated record.